Ramularia collo-cygni is the source of this 804-nucleotide messenger RNA. Its product is annotated as related to D-arabinitol 2-dehydrogenase. The record is from RefSeq and is a predicted model, not a curated record. The transcript is spliced from 4 exons. Lineage: Eukaryota; Fungi; Ascomycota; Dothideomycetes; Mycosphaerellales; Mycosphaerellaceae. The coding region runs from base 1 to 804 and encodes 267 amino acids. Gene Ontology annotation, cellular component: intracellular anatomical structure. Gene Ontology annotation, molecular function: oxidoreductase activity, acting on NAD(P)H, oxygen as acceptor.
AUGGGGAUCAGCGCGAAGUUCAGCCUCAAGGGCAAAUCCUACAUCGUCACGGGAGGUGCGAUGGGUAUCGGAUUUGCAAUCGCCAAGGACAUAGCCGAAUCGGGUGGAAAUGUGGCAGUUCUCGAUUUGAGAAGGGAGCCUCUGGAAGAUGUCCACGGUCUGGCGAAGGAAGGCGUCAAAGUCUCGUACCAUCAAUGCGACGUCUCCAGCGAGGAGAGCUUGAAGGGAGCCUUCGGAAGCGCCGUCCAAGCGCUAGGGAGUAUCGAUGGUAUAGUGACUGCUGCUGGUAUCGCUAUUGACAAGCCGUUCGUCGACCAAAAGUGGGAAGAGGUCAACAAAGUCUUGCAGGUCAACUCCAUGGGGUCUUUCUUUGCAGCACAAUUAGCCGUGGCACAAAUGCAAAAGCAGGGUACACCAGGCAGUGUUGUGUUCAUAGCUUCCAUCACAGCUCAUGUCAACCUGCCUGGCUACAGAAUGGCCGGCUACAACAUGAGCAAGGGUGGAGUCAAGAUGAUAUCAAAAGUGCUCUCGGCCGAGCUCGCAGCGUCUGGUAUUCGAGUCAAUUCCAUCUCUCCGGCCUUCAUCGAGACAAAUCAGACCCGUGGAGCGAGAGAGGGCACUUCCAAAGCUGCUGGCGAUCUCAUGCAAACUGCUCCACCAAUGGGAAGGAUAGGACAGCCAGACGAAGUCUCUCCUGCCGCCAUCUUCUUACUCAGUGACGCUGCGGCCUACGUCACCGGCGCCGACAUAUUGGUUUCGGGAGGCAUUCACACUGGUCGUGGUGGCGACUACGAUAUGUGCUGA